ACAGACACUCCGCUGCUGAUAACCUGCACUGACAGGAGGUUGUAAACUGCGAUCAAACAGUUGGAUCCGGACUCUUGAACUGGCUGUUUUCUCUGUAUUUGACUGUCUUGGACACGUCUAUUUGCAAAGGAUGAUUCGCGAUAUUUUGGAUGUUUCAUCAAAUAAAAGAAUCCCGCCCCCCCCCCGAGACUGCACGGUGAUCUGAACCGGACAGAGUGAAGUUAUCAGGUUUCUUCCAAUUAGCCAAGAAGACGUGCGCUCUCCCACCCUGGAUACACAGUUAUGACUCGGCCUGUCAAAAUAUUUCCUUCCCCUUUCUCCUCAACUCUGUUGCACUUUGACAUCUCAUUUAGCUAGUAUGCAAACCUUUGGACAUUUGCGCCUUUUGUGUUGGAUUAGGGCUUGGUUUUCUGUAACUGUCAAGGUAAAUGAUGAACGAUAAUAUCCAAGUGAAUGUUGAAAAGUGCCCUGAGAAUGAUACUUUAGCCAUUAAUGCUCAGACUAAGGCUGUGUUCAGACACACUUUAGCUCUAUGUGAAAAAACACAGCCUCUUCACAGCAGGAAUGCCAACGCAGAGGGCUCCAGGCAAAAACUGCAGGGUCGUCUGACAAAAAAGUUGAACCUGAAUUAACUUUUACUGCAACACAACAUCAUCCUGCAAGCCACUGCAUUGGCAAAACAAAUACGUAGAUUACUUUAUAAUGCGAACGGAGUAUUUCUACUGUUUAUCUCACCAUCAUCACGACAGAAAAUAAAAUAAUUGCCACCGUAAUAACUUUCCUCUUAGUAUCAUAAACCGCUGUGCAGUGUUUUGGCAUCUGAUAAGCUUUUACAUUCACAGAUCUAUUACUGAAACUGGACUUCCUGGAUUGUAUUUCAUGUCUCACUGGUACCUAAAGCAACAUUCCCACCAACCCCUUGCGUUGUUUUAACGCAGGGCUGAUUUCAGUCUGAACGCUCGCUAAUGGGGGCCUCUCAUAGGUGCAGGUCAUCCAUAAAACCUUCUUCCAGUGGUCUUUUGUUUGUGGGAACAUUGUGGCUUCUGUCGAUGAUUAUGACUGCGUAUGCUUGCCCUAAGAUCUGUCACUGCGCGGACAGGAACGGUGUGGUGGUGCAGUGCACCUCACACAACUUGGAGAACAUCCCGCCGAACUUGCCCAAGGACACAGUCGUUCUCUUGCUUUCGUCUAACCGGAUCAGACACAUCCCGAAGGAGGCCUUCACAGACCUGCACCGCCUAAGAGAACUUGACUUAUCUCACAACGCCAUUGAGAGCGUGGAGGUCGGUGCCUUUCAUGGAAUUUCCGAGAGCCUGCGGACUUUGGAUCUUUCAAACAACCACCUCAGCAGCCUCCCCAAAGACACCUUCGCCAAGCUCCAUGCCCGUGUACGCCUUUCCCACAACCCCUGGCACUGUGAGUGCUCUUUGCAGGAGGUGCUGAGGGAGCUGAGGCUCGACCCCGAGACGGUGAACGAGGUCAGCUGCUACACGUCGGUGCAGGAGGAGUACGUUGGACAGUCGGUGAUCCAAGUCCUAGACUCUGGGAUCAACUUUUGCAAUUUCCACCACAAGACAACAGAUGUGGCCAUGUUUGUGGCCAUGUUCUGCUGGUUCUCUAUGGUGACAGCUUACAUCAUUUACUACAUCAAACACAACCAGGAGGACGCCAGGAGGCACAUGGAAUACCUCAAGUCCCUGCCCAGCACUUCCCACAUUAGCAAGGACUACGACACAGCCAGCAGUGUGUUUUAGUGUGUUGAGGCAAACCUGAGAGCCAGUUUAGUGUAAAUCAGAGUUCAGUGAAAUUAGGUAACUGAAAAAUAAUUCCCACAGCUUCAGAGGGGGAUACUUGUAGAAAAAUAUCACGUUUAAGUUUAAAGUUGUUUUUGUGAGAGCCUAAGUUUUGAUGUAUUUUUAAAAAGUAAAUCCUGCCUGGGGGCUGGGCAGCAGAGAGAGUAGCAGAGAGAGAUGAAAAAAUGAAAGUAAUAUUUAGAUGUAUUAUCUGUUAAAUUCCCUGUCAAGACCAGUGUAUGUUUCUUAAUGUAAAGAGUUUGUAUAGUUAAUAAUCCAUAAAGGAUCUAAACCAGUAGUGCAGAUUUAGUGGCACUGAACCCUUCUGGCACUUCUACACCUUACAUUUAAAGUGCAACUGCAACCAGGAAUUAAAUUUCACGCUUGAACACUUGUCACCUCACUUAAUGUUUUUCAUCAAAAGUUAAUAACUUUCUCACGUUUGAGAGAGAAAAUAAUCAAUUCCUGUCACAGAAAACACUGAUUAGAUGAGCCUGUCUCAGCUAUCAAACAAAUCCUGUUGAGAUUUUUCCUUUUAAACAAUCCUACCAGUUUUUAUAAAUUGCACUUAUAACUUGUAACUUGUAACAUUUCUCAAGUUUAAGAUAGUAGAAAGUAGUUUUGUGAAAUUCCUACCUGCCGUUUUAGGAUGAAGCUUGUGAAUGAGAAUAGAUCACACAAGUUCCAGCAGUUCUAGUCAUGUUAAACACAUAACAACAUAGGAAAAUCAUUGACACAUUGGGAGACCUAAGUAAAAGUACUGUUUGAAUAUCUAUUGUCAAUCUAUUGUCAAUAUGUACACUCACUGGAUCUGUGUUUUCUUCUUCUGCGUGGUUAGUUCAAGUGAAAACAAACUAUUGCAGUAGUUGCAGUCAAGUCAAGUUUGCAUCCAAAUGUGCGCAAAUAGUGCACAUGCGCCAAUGUACAUGCUGCCUGUUGCCGUAGCUCCGUCUUAAAGAGUUUCCCCUCGGGGAUCAAUAAAGUAUUUCUGAUUCUGAUUCUGAUUUCUGAAAUAUAGCGAGAAUUUUGACCGGAUUUCCCAAAAUUUGGCAAAAGAAAAAGUGAAUUAAUGUGCUCUUCCAUCCACUACUGUUUUGUUAAUACUAGAAGUUGGGCGCACAUAAUAAACAGUCAGUGGCGCUAAUUCUCCAGUCCGGUGCCAUUGAACCAUUGCAGAAGAAGAGGGUGUACCAAGAUGACAUAAUUAAAUAAACAGCAGUCAAACCUCAAACAGUGGAAAACCAUGCGGAAAACGUGAUGAAAAUAUGACAUUUGUGUUUGAUACACGUAUUAAUUUGAGGAACGUUAGUCAUCUCAUCACUCCACACAGAUCUGAUGUUGUCAUCUGCUGCCAUUUUGUAUCUAAUUUCUGGCAUUUACACUUUUUUGGGUUUUUUUUUAUUGAAUGUGCAUUAAAACAGGUGGAUGGAAAUGCACUUACAGUUCAACAAGUCUCCAGAACGACAUGUUUUCUAAUCUGACACCCCAUAUCGGCAGGAUGACAUCAUUUGUCAGUGCGUUUCAAAACUGUCACAUAUCACUGUUGAAAAAAUAAAUUACAUUUUCUGAUCUUACACCCCUAUGGUUAAGGUUUAGUUAGGUUUAGUGACAAAAAGGCCUUGGCUAGGUUUUGGGAAAGAUCGUAGUUUGUGUUACAAUAACUACUUGAUUAAGGUUAUGCAAUGAAAUGAUUGAAGCUGUUGUUUUUCUUAGAAGGACAGUGUCCUCAGUUAGUGGUUUCUUCAGUUCACUUUUUGAUUUACAAUAAUAAAAUUGGUGUAUUUCUAAUUAAAAGCUUGACUACUGCACCUUUUUGUUUAUUCAAGUCAGUUUUCUAGGGGUUGUAUUUACACCUGAGUUCCUGCUUUUUCAUGGGUCAGUGAGUAUCCUAGCCUGUGGCUCAGUAAGUCAGAUACAGCUUUCUCACUACUUCUUAUCACA
Molecule: messenger RNA, 3734 nt
Organism: Siniperca chuatsi (mandarin fish)
Lineage: Eukaryota; Metazoa; Chordata; Actinopteri; Centrarchiformes; Sinipercidae
Product: leucine-rich repeat-containing protein 3-like
Exons: 2
Coding region: 966-1754 (262 amino acids)
Cellular component (GO): extracellular matrix
Molecular function (GO): protein binding
Source: RefSeq, a predicted model, not a curated record